AGUUCAGGUUUUGUUUAUUCGAUAUAUGUAUAUCUGUAUACAUAUGGUCGGCUCUCGGUCCUGAAACAAAAACAAUAUAAUGUAAUCUAAAGUUUUUGGCUAUUGUCAUAAGUUAUCCCUCCACUUGUGUAAAGUUCCCGCAGAAACACGAUACAAAAGAAAAACAGCUGAAAUAAAUUGCGACAUUUUAGCAGAAAAUCUCAACUACAUCUCGGAUUUGAUUUACAUAAAAAGCCACUAUACAUACAACAGUAUCUGUUUAUGUAUGUAUGUACUACUUGGCUUACACAAAUGCGUUAUUUGCACAAAACCUUGUAUUAUUGAGGUCAAGAUCUAAGGAGAAAAGUAUACGAUUUUCAGAUGGCUUCCAACUCAACGAAGAAAAGCAAAUCCUCUGGUAUGCGCAUAUUGUGGAUACCAGGGCGAAAGUCCCAUUCCAAGGGCCGUUUUAGUACUACCAACAAACACAUCUCGUACUCGAGUCCUCAAAAAAAGAGCGAAGUAUGGUCUUUGGGAGGCAGCAAGGCACAGUCCGAGCUGAUUGACUUCCCCUCUCCCGAUUUGACCGGCAAUACUCCUUCAUCGUCACUCAGCAUUGUGGCCACAUGCUCGAUGGUUCAAGGGGCAAACAGCGAAAUAGCGUCCUCUGAUGACUUGGCUGUCGUUUCGGAGUCUGCUACUCUGCCAGCCACACCGGUGAGCCUGAUCUCACCGAUCCUGAAUAGCCCCUCUUCUGAGACUGGAUCUGCAUCUACCCGAGCCAUGGCUUCUCCCAACGUCAUCACCACCGUUGUAAUACAGGACUUGCACAACUUUAUGAGCCCUGACGACUUGCCCAAAGUGCCAGCUUUGACAGUAGGCGAUACCGAUGUGGUGCUAAACAGCUCGGCGGGAACCACAGCCUCAGUAGCAACGACUUCUUCGCCAAUGGCCAACCAUAAGCCAGGAUCGCCGCCUGCAUCUCUUUCCCAGCAAACGACGCCACAGAAGAGCAGAUAUAAAAAUCACAACAACAACCAGGAGGAUAUCAAUUCCAUUGAAAGCAUUUCCAGUUUCCCACGGUUACAGGGAAACGCAACGGACUUCGACUGGAUUGAUGAAAUGGUGCAACAGCGGAACUGCAAUGAACUGAUGCAUAAGAAUAAGCGGAAAAAGUCAAAGAAAGUCGAGGGCCUGGAAAGCGAUCAACUAGACGGAAAACUCUUUGCCUACACUAAUGACAAGGCUAAAUUGAAUGGCAAGAGCGAUGAGGACGACGAAAAAGUUGUCAAGUGCUUGUACUACUCACUUAUGUGCUGCGACUGUACUAUUUCGUAAGGGAUCGUACGAACCAAUCAGCGUCCAUGUAAAAUACCUCUAAACCACCUAUGUAAAGAUAUAUUCGCUUUUUUAUACUUUAGCAUAGUAUA
Drosophila gunungcola (fruit fly) is the source of this 1409-nucleotide messenger RNA. RefSeq lists its product as uncharacterized. The coding region runs from base 361 to 1317 and encodes 318 amino acids. The transcript has 5 exons. The record is from RefSeq and is a predicted model, not a curated record. Lineage: Eukaryota; Metazoa; Arthropoda; Insecta; Diptera; Drosophilidae.